Messenger RNA from Odontomachus brunneus, 2287 nucleotides. Its product is annotated as WASH complex subunit 1-like. The transcript has a single exon. Gene Ontology annotation, cellular component: recycling endosome; early endosome; WASH complex. The record is from RefSeq and is a predicted model, not a curated record. NCBI's taxonomy places the organism in Eukaryota, Metazoa, Arthropoda, Insecta, Hymenoptera, Formicidae. Gene Ontology annotation, biological process: exocytosis; Arp2/3 complex-mediated actin nucleation; endocytic recycling. Gene Ontology annotation, molecular function: actin binding; gamma-tubulin binding; alpha-tubulin binding. The annotation marks the transcript as partial.
CAUAGCAAUUUUUGUUCGUUUCAGGUUCCUCAAAUAAACGUACCACUAACGCUUCCAGAUUUACCAGGUAUUGUGGACGAUGAGAAAUUUGUACUCGAUCUUAACUCGCAAAGUCCUAUUGCACCAUCAUCCGCGGUCACGACGCCCACGGUACGUUUGGACCUACCAACGCCUACUAGUGACGAGAGGGAUUCUCGGUCAAAGAUCGAGGAUAACGUACUGUGUUUGCCUGUUUUGACUGAAAACGUGCCUGUUGCGACGGCUACGUCGUCGCGGGAACCUGCGCCACCACCUCCUUUACCUUCUGUAUUCAUCGCGAAUACAAAUACUACUGCGGACAAUGGUAAAACUAAUUGUCAGCAAGUUAUGGCACCUCCGCCACCGCCGCCACCACCACCGCCGCCACCGCCUCCGCCGCCGCCAGCAGCGGAACCGUCUGUGCCUCUGUCAAAUGACAAUCCGGAAAAGAAAGAGAAAAUCGCGAACCGUCCGCCCGCGAGAAACCUCACAGACGAUCGUUCCAAUUUGAUGGCAGCGAUACGGAACGCUGGCGGAAUAGGACGAGCGAAGUUGAGGCCUACUGUACCAGACGAGAAGAAGCGCGAUCGAUGGUCUUCGGCUUCUGUUGGAGGAGAUCUGAUGGCAGAUUUACACGCGAAACUGGCGUUAAGACGUAAAGGUAUCGCCGGCUCUACGGUAGGUGCUUUGGAGAGGAUGUCUAGUCUAAUACCGCCUCCGCCAAAACCAAACGAGGCAUCCGCGUCGGACAGAAAUUCCGCCACCAGCGAAUACGAUUCUCAACCCGACACGGACGAUUGGGAAGAGUGAUAGUUACUGCUGCGAUGAUUGAUCAAGAGACAGCGAAAAGUUAUCGUAACGUCGAGAGAAAGCGUGUCGGACAGCUUAAAGCGUCAAUAUUCAUACGCGCGCGUGCGGAGAUUCAGGGGAAUUUCUUUUCAAUAUAAGCUCGAUGAAAUGAGAGAACGAUAAUAUCAUGAAAAUAUAAAGAUCUGUGGGUAUAUAUAACCUAUUUUUGAUUCAACAAAAUAUAUAAUUGUAAAUUUCAUGCUACGUGGCUGCUGAUUAUGUAUCUUUUUGUUGUAUGUAAAAAUAUUACAUACACAAAUCACGAAACUUAUGAUUACUGAUUUUCGUAUUUAUUUGAUUGUACAUUGUUUUUUGCGUAUACUAUUGUAAUUAUUUCACAUAUACCGCGUACAGGCAGUGAAUGAUAUUAUGUAUAAAUUAUUCUCACGGAUGUAUACGUUAUGUAAUUUUAAAUGUGAUUUGUUAAAAAAAAGAAAAAUAUCAAUCACUUAAAUUAUCUUGUAUCACUUCUUUUUUACAAAUCUCAAAAAAUUCAUUAUUAUUCAAAAUGGGUGACUAUAGUCUUUUUUUUUACUAUUGUUAAAUUUGUAAAAUAUAGGCAAUUUAUUGAUAAUAUUUGCCAUCUCGUCUGCUGCCGAUUGUGGACUCAACAACACUCUCAAAAGUUCUAUCGAUUUUUCUUAUAACUCGAAUCGAUACGAGUGAAUACAAGAAAAGUUUUAGCUUAUUUUAAUACUAAUGCGAAAAUUCGCUAGAACUUUUUAAUUCUUAAUCCUAUCACUUCGAGUGUUAAUAGUUAUCGUUAAUACGUGGUUACAUACAGAAUUUUAAAUAAAGUAAUAGAUAUCCCUAAAAAGUUUCUGUUUUUAUUUUUUUUACAAAUUAGUUUCUUUAGAGUUCUGGUAGUUUUCCAAAAAGUUUUCAAAUAUUCUAAUAUCAAAUAUCAAAUAUUCUAAUGACUCAUCAAUGCAAGCAGAAACAAAAAUAUUCUAACUUAUCUUAGUCGGAGAUUGCAUGAGAUUGAUCUCCCUUUUUUCAAAUGACUGUUUAAAAUAAUGUUUAUAAUUACUUUUGAUUUCCGAAGAUUACAUUUAGUCACCUUGUUCUCAUUCUUGCUGCCGUUCAGCCAGCGGGCCAUAUAACUGACGCUCGUGUCGCUUAGCCUCAGGAGUUUAAAUAAAUAAAUCUUUUUAAAAAAACGUGUUAGUAAUAGAUUUGUCCGAAAGACUUCUAAACUAGUGUAAUAAGUUAAAGUGAAACAAGUAUACUUUAUUUCACUCUAACUUAUUGCACUAAUGUGUACUAGUUCAAAAGUUCUUCGAAAACAAACAGAUCUAAUAAUAUCUCAUGAGUAACGUGGACAUCUAUUUUGUUAUAUUAUAAUUAUAAUUCACAAAUUUAAUACACUAUACGUCGAUUAUAUAAUAAUUGAUUCAUAAAUUAUAUGUGUACCCAAGUA